Schistocerca cancellata (South American locust) is the source of this 468-nucleotide messenger RNA. RefSeq names its product putative odorant receptor 85e. Gene Ontology annotation, molecular function: odorant binding; olfactory receptor activity. NCBI's taxonomy places the organism in Eukaryota, Metazoa, Arthropoda, Insecta, Orthoptera, Acrididae. The record is from RefSeq and is a predicted model, not a curated record. Gene Ontology annotation, biological process: detection of chemical stimulus involved in sensory perception of smell; sensory perception of smell. The transcript has 3 exons. Bases 1 to 468 code for a protein of 155 amino acids. Gene Ontology annotation, cellular component: plasma membrane.
AUGCGUCGCUGGCUGCGGCGGUCGCGCGCCUACACGCUCGUCUACUUCGUGUACGGCACCAUCGUCUGCCUCUUCUGGCUGGGCCACCCGCUGCUCAUCCAGCAGACCACGCACACCAUGUUCAGCACCAACAGCACCAACCACAGCCGGAUGUCGGAGACGGCGGAGUUCCCCAGCGGCGCCUGGUACCCGUUCGACGUGCGCGAGCGGCGGGUGUACGGCGCCGUGUACGCCUUCCAGUGCCUGGCCAUCUACUUUGCCGGCAUGCUCAUCAUGGUCACCGACAUCAUGUUCAUCACGCUCAUGCUGCUCACCUGCGGCCAGUUCGAGGAGCUGGGAGAUAAGCUGCGAAACUGCUGGGAGAUUGCUGCCGCCAGGACACUGCGCCGUGCAGGGACCACGCAGGAGAGAGAGCUGCACAAGGUGGUUGCGCACUGCGUCCAGUACCACGACAUGCUGCUCAGGUAA